Molecule: messenger RNA, 1741 nt
Organism: Pseudoliparis swirei
Lineage: Eukaryota; Metazoa; Chordata; Actinopteri; Perciformes; Liparidae
Product: phospholipid phosphatase 3-like
Exons: 6
Coding region: 278-1264 (328 amino acids)
Biological process (GO): signal transduction; phospholipid dephosphorylation; phospholipid metabolic process
Molecular function (GO): phosphatidate phosphatase activity
Source: RefSeq, a predicted model, not a curated record
GGGACAUAACUUCCAGGUGACGGAUGCCCCGCGACGAGUCCGGGCGAGCCCUGCAGACUCUGUGAUGAAAUUCAAAAUGAGUAAAAAAGACACUUUACUUUGACAUCGAGGCGGCACGUGGCGCGGGGACCACCCUAAACACGGCGUGUCAACUUGUGGACGUACUUACUUCCCCCACUCUCCGCAGCUCCGCACAUGAGGAGUUCAAGUGCGCUCCAAAGUUGCUGAUGCCAACAAGUUAUUUACUUCCAGAGCUUCCACCCAGCAGCCAAUCGUCAUGUUGGAUACAUUUGCGAUGCAGAGCGCCGGCGUGGCCGUCUCCAGCGCGGAGCUCCAGCUCAAACUGACCGACAACAAGAGCAGCCCGGCCGCAGCAGGGAUGGGGAUGGAGAAGGACAACGAGAAGAAACUCAUAGAGAUAACUGGUCCGGCUUUAUCCAAAAGAAAACUUCUGGUCGGCUUAGACCUCCUCUGCCUCUGCCUGGCUUCCAUCCCGUUCUUUGCGUGUGAGCUGAAGGCAGUGAGUCCCUACAGGAGGGGCUUCAUGUGCGGGGACCCCAGCAUCACCUUUCCUUAUCUGCAUCGAGAGGCCAUACCGGAUGAAUUACUCAUCGCCGGUGGCAUCGUCAUCACGGGCCUCACUAUCGCCCUCGGGGAGAGCUACCGAGUCCGUUUCCGCGGCGUCAGCUCCAAGGCCUUUGUGAGGAACCUGUAUGUGUCCUGUCUGUACAAGGAGCUGGGCUGCUUCCUGUUUGGCUGUUGUGUCGGCCAAUCGCUGACCAACAUGGCCAAGCUGAGCGUCGGGCGGCUGCGACCGCACUUCCUGUCUGUGUGCGGCGUCACCUAUGCGUCACUGAACUGCACGCCUGGAACCUACGUCGCAACGGUGACCUGCCGCCAGCCCGACCACCGGUUGGAAGAGGAGGCCAGGAUGUCCUUCUUCUCUGGUCACGCUUCCUUUGCGAUGUACACAUUGCUCUAUUUAGCAUUUUACCUCCAGGCGCGGUUGACGUGGCGCGGGGCGCGGCUGCUGAGGCCGUCUCUGCAGUUCUUCCUGGUUCUGCUGGCGGUCUACACGGGUCUGACCCGCAUCUCAGACUGCCGGCACCACUCGUCCGACGUCCUGACGGGCUUCAUACAGGGAGCCCUCACUGCUUACUGGGUGGCCUUUCACAUCUCGUCCAUGUUUAAAAGCUCCGGUUCGGAUCUGUCUCCGACCGAGACCCCGGACAGCCCCUUGUCGCCGCACCACACCGUCUGCUAAACCUCACCUCCACCUCCACCCACAUGCGGCCUGUAGCUUACCUUGGAUAGACCAGACAUUUGAAGAACGUGAGACCAUUUCCUGUGAAGUCAAACCACAUACCUCAUUUGGACAGUGCGAGAGAGAGAGGGAGAGAGAGAGAGAGGGAGGGAGAGUAGAGCUCUUGACGUAUACUGUAUGUGGCUCAUAAGACAAACCAUGUGACCUGGGAGCCUGUCCUGUUGUCCAUGUGCCUGACCUUAGCUUCACAUGCGAUACUUACCUGUGAGAUGAGACGGCAGCAACCACUACCACUCUACACCUGUAAAUAUAUACAGAUUUGUACAUUUCAAAUGAUACUGUAAAAGCACUUUUAGAUUUUUUUCAGUAUUAGUAAUUAACACUUUAUAAAAAAUUGCACCGUAGGAUGUCAAAUAUUUUAUACAAACAUGUAAUAUAAAUUGUAAUGUAGCUUUUUAAAAAAUUUUUUUACAUAAA